Neomonachus schauinslandi (Hawaiian monk seal) is the source of this 2576-nucleotide messenger RNA. RefSeq names its product myotubularin related protein 7 (gene MTMR7). Gene Ontology annotation, biological process: phosphatidylinositol dephosphorylation. The transcript has 14 exons. Gene Ontology annotation, molecular function: phosphatidylinositol phosphate phosphatase activity. The record is from RefSeq and is a predicted model, not a curated record. Lineage: Eukaryota; Metazoa; Chordata; Mammalia; Carnivora; Phocidae. The coding region runs from base 1 to 1983 and encodes 660 amino acids.
AUGGAGCACAUCCGCACGCCCAAGGUCGAAAAUGUCCGCUUGGUAGAUCGAAUAUCUUCUAAAAAAGCGGCCCUAGGUACUUUGUAUUUGACGGCAACUCAUGUCAUAUUUGUGGAAAGCGCACCUGACACAAGAAAAGAAACAUGGAUUCUUCACAGUCAGAUUUCCACCAUUGAAAAACAGGCAACAACUGCUACCGGGAGCCCUCUGCUUAUUCGCUGCAAGAACUUCCAGCUGUUACAGCUCAUCAUCCCGCAGGAACGAGACUGCCAUGAUGUAUACAUCUCUCUGAUACGCCUUGCGAGGCCAGUGAAAUAUGAAGAGUUAUACUGCUUUUCAUUCAACCCCAAGCUGGAUAAAGAAGAAAGAGAACGGGGCUGGAUGCUGAUCGAUCUCGGUGAAGAGUACAAGCGAAUGGGCCUCCCUAAUAAUUAUUGGCAGCUGAGCGAUGUGAAUAGAGACUACAGAGUUUGUGAUUCUUACCCUACUGAACUGUAUGUUCCCAAAUCGGCCACGGCACACAUCAUUGUGGGGAGUUCCAAAUUCCGGAGCAGACGGCGAUUUCCUGCCCUUUCUUACUACUAUAAAGAUAACCACGCCUCCAUCUGCCGAAGCAGCCAGCCCCUGUCCGGCUUCAGCGCCCGGUGCCUCGAGGACGAGCAGAUGCUCCAGGCCAUCAGGAAAGCCAAUCCGGGAAGCGACUUCAUUUACGUCGUGGACACCCGGCCCAAACUCAAUGCGAUGGCAAAUCGUGCCGCAGGGAAAGGCUAUGAGAACGAAGACAACUACUCCAAUAUCAAGUUUCAGUUUAUUGGGAUAGAGAACAUCCAUGUCAUGAGGAGCAGUCUGCAAAAAAUGCUGGAAGUGUGUGAACUGAAAUCUCCCUCAAUGAGUGACUUCCUGUGGGGACUGGAGAACUCGGGCUGGUUAAGGCACAUCAAGGCCAUCAUGGAUGCAGGGAUCUUCAUCGCGAAGGCAGUUUCAGAGGAAGGGGCGAGCGUGCUUGUUCACUGCUCGGACGGCUGGGACAGGACUGCCCAAGCGUGCUCAGUGGCCGGCCUCCUGCUGGAUCCGCAUUACCGGACUCUGAGGGGCUUUAUGGUAUUAAUUGAAAAGGACUGGAUUUCCUUUGGUCAUAAGUUUAAUCACAGAUAUGGCAAUCUAGAUGGUGAUCCAAAAGAAAUCUCUCCAGUUAUUGAUCAGUUCAUUGAGUGUGUCUGGCAGUUAAUGGAACAAUUUCCCUGUGCCUUUGAGUUCAAUGAGAGAUUUUUGAUUCACAUUCAACAUCACAUUUAUUCCUGCCAGUUUGGAAACUUCUUAUGUAAUAGCCAAAAGGAGCGACAAGAGCUCAAAAUUCAAGAAAGAACAUACUCUUUAUGGGCUCACCUGUGGAAGAAUCGGGCCGACUAUAUGAAUCCUCUAUUUAGAGCUGAUCACAGUCAGACCUGGGGAACCCUUUGUCUCCCCUCAACGCCAUUCAACUUCAUGUACAAGUUUUGGAAUGCGAUGUACAAUCGCUUUGAAAAGGGACUGCAGCCCCGACAGUCUGUUACGGAUUACCUUAUGGCAGUGAAGGAGGAGACCCAGCAGCUGCAGGAAGAACUAGAGGCCCUGGAAGAAAGGCUGGAAAAAAUUCAAAAAGUCCAGUUGAAUCACACUAAAGUGAAGAGUAAGCAGAGUGAACCCAGCAAACACUCAGGGUUUUCCACCUCAGACAACAGCACAGCCAACACUCCUCAGGAUUACAGUGGAAAUAUGAAAUCAUUUCCAUCCAGGAGUCCUUCCCAAGGUGAUGAAGAUUCUGCUCUCAUUCUAACCCAAGACAAUUUGAAAAGCUCAGAUCCAGAUCUGUCGGCCAACAGUGAUCAGGAGUCUGGGGUGGAGGAUUUGAGCUGCCGGUCUCCAAGUGGUGGGGAGUGUGCACCAAGUGAAGACAGUGGCAAGGACCGUGACUCGGAUGAAGCGGUGUUUCUCACUGCCUGAAGUUUCCCUGUGGGGAUCCAAAAUAAAGGACACACAAGAAACACUUUCCAAAAAUAAGGGAGCAGUGCAAUUUAAAAUAAAAAAUAAUUCAAGAAAUGGCACAUGUCAUUGAGAAUUAUAAAAUGUAGCAAUGAAAAGGGAAAAAAAAGCCCAACUCUUAGUUUCUUUAGAUGUUGAAGAACAGGAAGUAGCCAUUUCUUUUAUCAAACAUAUAUAAACGAAAAAUUCCCCAUUUUAAAUGUUGUUCUAGACUCUGAAAGUUUUGUUCACUACGUAGUGCUGACCUCUUCCAUCACCUGAGUUAUCAUUACAAAUCUUCCUUGUCAUAGCAUGCAUCUGCUCAAAAAGUGCCCCGACUCCUUCUCCCCUCAAACCUGUUAUCCUCAGUCUUUCCCUGUAUUUCACUUCCAGAUAUAUAUUUUGUUUUCUAGAAUAUUUGACAUUGCCUUCCAUCCUGUUACCAGUAUUUCUAGUGACAGAGCACACUGUGGAAAUGCACCCCUUUUGGUUGGCAGAUGUGUCUCUAACUGAGGAGCUUUGUAAUUGCUUGAGCUUAUCUUUCAGGUUUAAUGAUCACUUUAACUUUUCCUUAA